CUGUGAAGUCAGACGGACAACGACUGAACGCCUGAGCUGGGAGUGUUUUAUGGCUGCCUAUUCAGCACGACACCCAGUAAUGUGUACUAUUUAAAACAUCCUCGUCUUUUUUUUUUUUUUUUUUUUUUUUUUUAAGACGUGGAGAGAGCUGAACUGCGGCUGCACGUUUCACGAAAGAUGUAAGCUGAGGCAAAGUCGCUGUGCUGCGCAGACGGCUAACUUUUAAGUGCGACUUCGUCAACCGAAAUUGAACUUCAUCGAUCUCGGAUGGUUGGUCUGAAAAAGCUACCCAAGCGGAUGUGUAACCCGGAUUAAACCCAGUAAUUGAAGACGUGGGGUUUGUGUUUUUAUGAAGACCCACAGGAAUCGUCCGGUACAGCUGCAUACUUAAACUUUUUUUCCUUCAACAGCCGUAGUGACAUACAUCAACGUCAGCUAAUUUUAGCAAGCUAGCUAGGUGUGUUAGCCUCCAUUCCAGCAGCGCAGUAGUCUGCGGCUGCACCAACUUUACAACUAAUUUAGACAACUUUUUAUGACAAUGUCUGGUAUACAUUUUGUAACAGGUGGACCUUUUGCAAACACAACGAGAAAGCAUAAAACAUCAGUCAUUUAGAAACUUUGCUAAUAUUCGUUGUCUGCUGAUUUUUACUGCGAGCAAUGUCAUGAGUUUGUUUGUUUGCAUCGGGUUUUAAAGGAAAUCUCACAAAAACAAGUUACCCCCCAAUGAUGCAGCCUUUGGAAACAGUCUAACCCCGACACAUAACGACCAUGUUGGAUCGUACAGAAUAACCUCAGAAAGGAGACGAGCUUCCAUGUUUUUGUGCUGAUGCGAACACUUGGAUCACAUAAGGAAGCCUAUCAUUUGGCCUAGGGAUUCAGUAGCUUGUCUGAAGUCUCCAUCAGUUUUUGCAGCAAAAUGUCGGCCAUCUCUGCAUCCGAGAAAGUGGACGGGUUUACUCGAAAGUCUAUGAGGAAGGCCCAGAAACUGAGGAAAUCCCAGGGCUCGUCUCAGUACCGGACUCAGAGCGCUCCGGUUGAGCUUUCACCACUGCCGCAGCUCAAAGAUGCCCCCUCUACAGAGCAGCAGGAACUGUUCACCCAGAAGCUCCAGCAGUGCUGCAUGCUCUUUGACUUUUUCGACUCUGUGACAGACCUGAAGAGUAAGGAGAUCAAGAGGGCCACGCUCAAUGAGCUGGUCGACUAUGUUUCCACCAACAGAGGGGUGCUGGUCGAAUCUACGUAUCCAGAGAUCACAAAUAUGAUUACCACCAAUAUAUUCAGGACUCUUCCUCCAAGUGAAAACCCAGAUUUUGACCCAGAAGAGGAUGAACCCACUUUAGAGGCUUCGUGGCCUCACAUGCAGCUGGUCUAUGAGUUUCUGCUGCGCUUUUUAGAGAAUCCAGACUUCCAGCCCAGCAUUGCAAAGCGAUACAUUGACCAGAAAUUUGUUCUACAGCUUCUGGAGCUGUUCGACAGUGAAGACCCCAGGGAGAGGGACUUCCUGAAAACCAUCCUGCAUCGGAUUUAUGGGAAGUUCUUAGGGCUGCGUGCCUUCAUCAGGAAACAAAUCAACAACAUUUUCUUGCGAUUCAUCUAUGAAUCCGAGCACUUCAAUGGAGUCGCUGAACUGCUGGAGAUCCUUGGAAGUAUCAUCAACGGGUUUGCGUUGCCUCUGAAGGCGGAGCAUAAGCAGUUCCUGAUGAAGGUGCUCAUCCCGCUGCACACGGCCAAAGCACUGGCCCUUUUCCACGCACAGUUGGCUUAUUGUGUCGUCCAGUUCCUGGAGAAGGAUCCUACACUCACUGAACCGGUGAUUCGUGGUUUGCUCAAGUUUUGGCCCAAAACCUGCAGCCAGAAAGAGGUGAUGUUCCUCGGUGAAAUCGAGGAGAUUCUGGAUGUCAUCGAGCCAACGCAGUUCAAGAAAAUUCAGGAGCCGCUGUUCAAACAGAUCUCGAAAUGCGUGGCCAAUCCGCAUUUUCAGGUCGCUGAGCGUGCGCUGUAUUUCUGGAACAACGAGUACAUUCUCAGCCUCAUAGAGGAGAACAUCGACAAGGUCCUCCCCAUCAUGUUCGGUAGUCUGUACAGGAUCUCCAAAGAGCACUGGAAUCCGACAAUCGUUGCUCUGGUUUACAACGUAUUGAAGACGCUGAUGGAGAUCAACUGCACUCUGUUUGAUGAGCUGACGUCCUCCUACAAAGCAGACCGCCAGAGGGAGAAGAAGAAGGAGCAGGAAAGAGACGAGCUGUGGAAGAAGCUGGACGAGCUGCGACUCAGUAACACGGCUCUGGUACAAAACAACAGCCACGGCCUCCACAACAACAACAACAACAACAACAACAACAACAACAGUAACAAUAAUCCCUGCGAUAACCACGACGACAGCUCCGAUACCGUCGCUCCUGUCGACGCAGACGCUCAAGAUCCAGACGUCAGCGCGGCGGCGGAAGCGGCUGACGACGGCGGCAGCAGCCCAUGUGCCAAAUGACACCGGAUGUCACGUUUUUACGCCGCAACGGUUUGACACCGCGUUACAGACUGUCAGCGGAGAAUUAACCUUGGACAGACCAACACAAACGACACCUCAGCAGUAUGUUAAAUCUACUUAGAGUGACAUAGAGUGCCAGCGUUUCUUUGGCAGGAGAUAUAUAUUUCAACUUAAAACUAUUUUUGGAUGUUCAAGUGUGGCUGCAGUAUCUUGUUUAUUUGUCUGAUCAAAGAUUUAUCCUUUCACGUUUAGUUUCUUAACUGAAAAUGAUUUUGUUUUUCUUUUUUUUGUUAUAUUCAUGGUAUGAUAAGCGGGAGGGGAGAAAAUAAUGACUUGAAUUUGAUGUUUCCGAUUUGUGCUGCACUUAGACGAGCUGACUAGCUAUUUAAAGAUGUCUAUUUUUUAAUGUGCUAUCUUCAUCGCUGCCAACACACGGGUGCAAACCUUAAGGAAGAAGGGAAAACGGAAGACUGGGGGGGGGGGGGGGGGUAUUCGGGGGCAGACGGGACCAGACCCAUAGUGAAAUCAUGUAGUUUAACGCUGUCUUUAGUCAAACAUGGGGGGUGAAAAACCAAGAUGGCCGCCAUUUCCUGUUAGAAAUAAUAAGGAAAAAAUACCCCCAUGUUUAUUCAAGUCCCGAUGAGUUAAAACCUGCUCACUUUUAGAAUAAAGUUAAUAUUUGUGAUUAUUUUUCAGGUGUUAAAUAUUUUCUAUCUGGACAAAACACCUGCAUUUAUGAGGAAAACAACAGUAGAUAAAUAUCAGUAGAUAAAUAUAAGAAAAAAAACACAUACAGUACUAUAUUUUUCCAAAGUAUUGUCAGGUUAAAUAUUUUUGAAUUGCUUUUCCAGAGGGAAAAUGACGGGAUGCAGGAGUUGUGUGUGUAUAUUUGUUUGUCGAGUGUGUAAAUGAGUGUGUAUAUAUACAUAUAUAUACGUUAGAUCGGAGGCUACUUAAAGGGAAAUGCCACUCAGUGUAUGAUUUAAUGUACAGUUUCACGCUUCUGUGGACUAGGAAAGAAAAGACGAACAGAGAGCGAAGACGUGACGUUUGUCUUACAACUUAUCUAGUAUCUGACAGAUGCACAGGAGGCCGAUUUGUGUUUGUUUUUUUGUUUGUUUGUUUGUUUUUAAAUAUCUGAAAGACACGAUGUGACAUAGUGAUAUCAUUACCGAAGAAGAAGAAAAUGAAUUUUUAAGAAAGAUAUGCCCACACGUCUUUACCAUGAAUGCCUGCCUCUCCAGAUUGAAGAACCUCAUGAACGCUGUAGUUUCCAGUUCGUGGUGUUUAUGGACUUGAUUUAAUUUGACUGCCGUAGAACACACACACACACAUAUACACAGGACUGUGGGAGAAGGUCCUGAAUCCACUGGUGUUCCCUCCGAGUGUCUGCUCUGUACUUUUAAGUUCAUAUUUUAGUCUUUCUGAUGCCUUUCUGUCAGUACAGCAUUCCAGUCUCUGUGCGUGGGGAACCUGUUUUGUAAUCGCAGAUCUUAUUUAGGUUUCACCAUCAAAUAAAGUCAACUUUAUCUUUAUA
Sphaeramia orbicularis (orbiculate cardinalfish) is the source of this 4022-nucleotide messenger RNA. It is a transcript of the gene ppp2r5a, whose product is annotated as protein phosphatase 2, regulatory subunit B', alpha isoform. Bases 917 to 2485 code for a protein of 522 amino acids. Gene Ontology annotation, molecular function: protein phosphatase activator activity. The record is from RefSeq and is a predicted model, not a curated record. The transcript is spliced from 13 exons. Gene Ontology annotation, biological process: signal transduction; protein dephosphorylation. Gene Ontology annotation, cellular component: nucleus; protein phosphatase type 2A complex; cytosol. NCBI's taxonomy places the organism in Eukaryota, Metazoa, Chordata, Actinopteri, Kurtiformes, Apogonidae.